AAAAAAAUUGUUAAUGAACUUAACGAUAAUCAAAUGUAAUAACAUACCAAUUGUAUAAAUAAAGAUGUUAUGAAACGAAGUAUUACAAUCCCCGAAGAUGAUAAACGUGUAUUUAAAAUGUUGAUAAGGUUAAAUGUCGACGUGUCAGUAGAAUAAUUAUUUUAGUUAGUUUUUUUUUUAUAGACAGUGACGUGUCGCAAAUUACCUCUUGUCAGUAUUGUUACUAAACAUUCUACAGUUAGAAAUGUACGUGAAAUAAUAUAUAUAUUUUUUAAUAAAUGUGUCAUUAUACCUUAGUAUUAUGUGUGGUGGGAAAGUACACAAAACGAUAAAAAAAAUAAUAUAUGAAAAAUUCAAUGUUAAUUUUAACAACUGAGUUUAAAUUAAACGUAAAAAUCGUUCGAAGUUCCAAAUACUAUUUCUAGAGUCUAUAUAUUUAAACAUUUUUAAACAAUGUCAUGGAUAAGAGAUAGCACUUUAAACUGGUUUCAACUUUUGGCCAUAAAAGUUUUAAGAACCGGGCAUAUUCCUAAGCAUGUGGCAUUUAUAAUGGAUGGUAAUAGACGUUACGCAAGUAAAAAUGGAAUGGAAAAAAUAGAGGGGCAUACGAAAGGAUUCGACAAAUUUGCGGAAACUCUACAAUGGUGUAGAGAUCUUGGCAUACAAGAGGUGACGUUUUAUGCUUUCAGCAUUGAAAAUUUCAAAAGAAAACAAGAAGAAGUGAACGGACUUCUAAAUCUUGCUGAACAAAGAUUUAGAAAUCUUCUAGACGAAAAAGAGAAAACCAAACAAUAUGGAUUAUGCGUUCGCAUAAUUGGUAAUUUGUCUUUGCUACCUCAAAACAUACAAGAAUUAAUAGCUUCGGCUAUGAUUUUCACUAAAGAUCAUACCAAAGUGUUUCUUAAUAUCGCAUUUGCUUACACGUCAAGAGAUGAAAUCACGCAUGCCAUUAAGGAUGUAAUCGAGGGCGUUCGAUGCGGUGAUAUUCUUCUAGACGACAUAGACGAAAAUCUAAUUUCCAAUUGCUUGUACACUAACGACUCACCAAAUCCGGAUUUAUUGAUUCGUACUUCCGGUGAAGUCAGAUUCAGUGAUUUUCUUAUGUGGCAAAUUUCGAACACAUGCAUUUAUUUCACUAACGUGUUGUGGCCAGAAUUUAAUGUAUGGGAGUUUCUUAAUGCAAUAUUUUAUUAUCAAAGAUGUUAUUCCGAUAUACAAAAGAUAACGAAGAUACAAAAUGUGAAGCCUAUAAUACAAAAUAGUAGACAGUUGGCGUACAUAGAUAAAUUACAUUAUAAAAGACAAAUCGCACUUGAAAGUUUGUAUCCAUGAAACAUUUAAACACAGCGUACUAAAAUAGCAUAUUUGAAUAAUAUUAUUAUUAGAUAAAAAUUUGAAUAUCCCGCAUUGUAUAUU
Messenger RNA from Colletes gigas, 1416 nucleotides. It is a transcript of the gene Dhdds, whose product is annotated as dehydrodolichyl diphosphate synthase complex subunit DHDDS. Gene Ontology annotation, biological process: polyprenol biosynthetic process. Bases 454 to 1332 code for a protein of 292 amino acids. NCBI's taxonomy places the organism in Eukaryota, Metazoa, Arthropoda, Insecta, Hymenoptera, Colletidae. Gene Ontology annotation, cellular component: endoplasmic reticulum; dehydrodolichyl diphosphate synthase complex. Gene Ontology annotation, molecular function: ditrans,polycis-polyprenyl diphosphate synthase [(2E,6E)-farnesyl diphosphate specific] activity. The transcript has 5 exons. The record is from RefSeq and is a predicted model, not a curated record.